Molecule: messenger RNA, 1798 nt
Organism: Mercurialis annua (annual mercury)
Lineage: Eukaryota; Viridiplantae; Streptophyta; Magnoliopsida; Malpighiales; Euphorbiaceae
Exons: 3
Coding region: 116-1660 (514 amino acids)
Biological process (GO): double-strand break repair via nonhomologous end joining; interstrand cross-link repair; protection from non-homologous end joining at telomere
Molecular function (GO): damaged DNA binding; 5'-3' DNA exonuclease activity
Source: RefSeq, a predicted model, not a curated record
UCCACAAUCAUUUUCAAUUCCCCCCUCUUUUCAUUUCUUACAUGGGAAGCUUUGAGUUGGAGGGAAAAUUAAAAGAGAAAUUCGUUUUGAUUUCCCCCAAUUUUGUUCCAAAGAGAUGCCGAUUGAAAUGCCAAGAGGAUUACCAUUUUCAGUGGACACAUGGAGCCCUAAUUCGAAGUGGAAGAGACAUUAUUUCUUGAGCCAUGCCCAUAAAGAUCAUUCUUCUGGGAUUUGCACACAUUCUUCUUAUCCUAUCUACGCCACCCGUCUCACUAAAUCUCUAGUUCUUCGUUAUUACCCUCAGCUUGAAGAUUCUUUGUUUGUGUGCAUAGAGGUGGCUCAAUCUGUGGUCAUCAAUGACCCGGAUGGCAAUUUCACUGUUACUGCUUUUGAUGCAAAUCACUGCCCUGGAGCUGUCAUGUUCUUGUUCGAGGGCAAUUUUGGCAACAUCCUGCACACAGGAGAUUGCAGGCUCACUCCCGACUGUCUACAAUGGUUUCCCGAGAAGUAUAUUAGAAAAAAAGGGAAGGAACCCGGGUGCCAACUUGAUUAUGUUUUCCUAGACUGUACAUUUGGGAGAUUCAAACAGAAAUUCCCGAGCAAGCAUUCAGCAAUCCAACAGGUUAUAAACUGUAUAUGGAAGCACCCUGCUGCAGCUAUGGUUUACCUGACUUGUGAUCUUCUUGGUCAAGAGGAUAUACUAGUUCAUGUUUCCCAAACUUUUGGUUCUAAAAUUUAUGUUGACAAAGCUGCUAAUCCAGAAUGCUUCCAAGCUUUGACAGUUACAGUUCCUCAAAUCCUCACUCAAGAUCCAACAUCACGUUUCCAUGUGUUUGAUGGAUUUCCUAAAUUAUAUGAACGAGCUGCUACAAAACUUGCAGAGGCACAAGCUAAUUGCCAGCCAGAACCUCUGAUUAUUCGACCUUCAGCUCAGUGGUACGCUUGUGACUGUGAAGAAGAGGAUUCAGACACUAAAAGUCGAAGAAAACUAAGAUUUAAUGAAGCAGUGAGGGAUCAAUUUGGGGUAUGGCAUGUCUGUUACUCCAUGCAUUCUUCCAGAGAAGAAUUAGAGUGGGCUCUGAAUUUUCUUGCACCUAAAUGGGUAGUUUCAACAACCCCACCUUGCCGGGCCACUGAGCUAGAUUACGUUAGGCAAUGUUCGGUUGGUGCUCAUUUAACUUCAAAUGACUCCAUCUGGAAGCUUUUGGAUAUUAGUGUGGGAGCUUCUGCUAAAGCCAAUGUAUCAGCAAAGCAUUCGCAAAUUUCUUUAGAAUCUGAAUUGCCAACAGUUGAAGAUUCUUCUAGCCAACCGUUGAGCUUGUCUUCACCUAUCAAAAAGCCAGCACUGACAUUAUUCGGUAGAGCACGACUGCCUGUUGGAGCUUUUGAGAAUCAUGAUUGCUCAUCCAACGAAAAACUAACAUUUGUAAAAGAUCAUGUAAUUGCCAAACAGGAAGUCGGAGUUGUAGAGGCUUCGAAGGUGGAAAUUCAUGUACCGAAUAACUUCGUGUCUUCUUCAAUUGGAUCAUCAAGAAACUUUAGUGAAGCCUUGAGAAAAUCGUAUAGGUCGAUGAACGUGCCAAUGCCUCGGCCUUUGCCCUCCCUGGUGGAGCUUAAGGGUGCCAAUAAACAAAACAAGAGGAGAAUGGCAGAGAUUUAAUUUGAAGUUUACAGUCAUACUUUCAUAUGCUUAAGCUUCUUUGAGUUCAUUCUUCACUCAAUUACGCUCCUUAAUAAUUUGUAUCAAUGAAUACAAUAAUACUGUAUCUCUGAAUGCUGAUGCCUUCUUUUUCUUUUC